AUGGUAUUCACGUUUAAAAAUAAGAAAAAGAAAAAAGAAGCUAGUUCAGAUAGAGUAAGCAAAGAAUCAUUUAAUGAGGAAGAUAAUGAAAAUAAUUCAAAGAGGGACAAAAGCGAUUCCUGGUAUAAAAAAAUAAUAGAAACUAAAGGAAAAAGUAAAAGUAAAUAUAAAAAUGAUAAUUCAUUUGAUGAUAAUAUUAAUGAUGACAUAUUAAAUAAUAAUAAUAAUAAUGAAGAUAAUAAUAAUAAUAAAAUAUCCGAAAAUUUAUAUAAAGACAAUGAACUAGAAAAUCAACUUAAAGAUACAUUAAAGUCUAUUAGUUCGUUGUCGAACAAGAUUGUAAAUUAUGAAAGUAAAAUUGAAGAAUUAGAAAAAGAAUUAAAAGAAGAUAAGGAUAAAAAUAUUGAUAAUAAUAAUUAUGAAAAUAAAUUAAAAGAGAAAGAAGAUUUUGUGAAACAAAAAAUUGACAUGCUAAAUGAAAAAGAAAAUCUUUUACAUGAAAAAGAAUUAGAUAUUAAUAAAAGAGAAAAGAAAAUAAAUGAAAAAGAAAAAAAUAUAAUAAAAAAGGAAGAAACAUUUUAUAAUUUAGAAAAAGAUUAUUUAGAAAAAAAUAAAGAAAAAGAAGCAAUUUCUAUAGAAAUUAUAGAUAUUAAAAAACAUUUAGAAAAACUAAAAAUAGAAAUAAAAGAAAAAAAAGAUGAUUUGGAAAAUUUAAAUAAAAAAUUGUUAUCAAAAGAAAAUGUACUAAAAGAAUUAAAAGGAUGUGUUAAGGAAAAAAAUGAAACUAUUAAUUCGUUGAAUGAUAAUAUUAUCGAAAAGGAAAAAAAAUAUAAAUUGUUAGAAUAUGAGUUGGAAGAAAAAAGUAAACAAAUUGAUUUAUUAAAUAAACAAGAAAAGGAAAAGGAAAUGGAAAAGGAAAUGGAAAAGGAAAAGGAAAAAGAAAGGGAAAAGGAAAGAGAAAAGGAAAGAGAAAAAGAAAAAGAAAAGGAAAGAGAAAAAGAAAGAGAAAAAGAAAGAGAAAAAGAAAAGGAAUAUGAUACAUUAAUCAAAGAAUUAAAAGAUGAAAAGAUUUCAAUUCUAGAAAAAAUUCAUUCAAUUAAACUAAAAGAAAUGGAUAUUGAAAAAAGAGAACAGAAUUUUGUUCAUAUGGAAGAUCAAUUAAAAGAUUUAAAAAAUAGUUUUGUAAAAAAUAAUAAUCAAUUAAAAGUUUAUAAAUGUGAAAUAAAGAAUCUUAAGAACGAAUUAGAAAAAAAAGAAAAAGAAUUAAAAGAUAUAGAAAAUGUAACUAAAGAAGAAAUAAAUAAUUUAACAAAUCAAUUAAAUGAAAAGGAGAAACAAAUUCUUGCAUUUAAUAAAAAUUAUAAAGAAGAAAUUCAUGGAUUGAAAGAAGAAUUAAAAGAAUCUGUAAAAAUAACUAAAAUAGAAACUCAAGAGUUACAAGAAAUGGUUGAUAUAAAACAAAAAGAGUUAGACCAAUUGCAGAAAAAAUAUAAUGAACAAAUAGAAAGUAUAACAAUCGAAUUAAAUAAAAAAGAGAAGGAAUAUACGAAUUUACAAAAUAAUUAUAUGGAAGAAAUAAAUAAUUUAAAUGGAAAAUUAGAAGAAACUAAUAAAGAAUAUACCAAUUUACAAAAUAAUUAUAUGGAAGAAAUUAAUAAUUUAAAUGGAAAAUUAGAAGAAACUAAUAAAGAAUAUACGAAUUUACAAAAUAAUUAUAUGAAAGAAAUAAAUAAUUUAAAUGGAAAAUUAGAAGAAACUAAUAAAGAAUAUACGAAUUUACAAAAUAAUUAUAUGAAAGAAAUAAAUAAUUUAAAUGGAAAAUUAGAAGAAACUAAUAAAGAAUAUACGAAUUUACAAAAUAAUUAUAACAAUGAAAUAAAUAUGUUAAAUGAUAAUAUAAAAACAAUGAAUACACAAAUAAGUACUUUAAAAAAUGAUGUACAUUUGUUAAAUGAACAAAUAGAUAAUUUAAAUAAUGAAAAGGGCACACUAAAUAAUAAAAUCAAUGAGUUGAAUAUACAAAUUGUGGAUUUAAAAGAUGAAAAAAAUUUCUUAAAUAAUCAAAUUGUAGAUUUAAGUAAUCAAAUUGAUUUGUUAACAAGAAAAAUGGAGGAGAAGGAAAAUAAAAUGGUGGAACAGGAGAAUAAGUAUCAACAAGAGAUAGAACUGUUAAGGGGGAAUAUAACAAGUUCUGAAAAUAUAUUAAAUACUGAUGAAGCGGUGUGUGAUUUAAAAAGACAAUUAAGUUUGAAGGAUGAUGAAAUGAAAAUGAUGAAGGAAGAACAUGAAAAAAAGUUGGCCGAGUUGAAAGAUGAUUGUGAUGUGAGGAUAAGGGAGAUGAAUGAAAAGAAUGAAGAUAAAAUUAAUACGUUAAAGCAAGAAAAUGAAGAUAAUAUGAAUAAGUUGAAGCAAGAAAAUGAAGAUAAUAUGAAUAAGUUGAAGCAAGAAAAUGAAGAUAAUAUGAAUAAGUUGAAGCAAGAAAAUGAAGAUAAAAUUAAUACGUUGAAGCAAGAAAAUGAAGAUAAUAUGAAUAAGUUGAAGCAAGAAAAUGAAGAUAAAAUGAAUACGUUAAAGCAAGAAAAUGAAGAUAAAAUGAAUAAGUUGAAGCAAGAAAAUGAAGAUAAAAUGAAUAUGUUGAAGGAAGAGUAUGAAAAUAAGAUAAAUGAAAUUAAUAAUAAAAAUGAAAUAAAAGUAAAAGAAGUAAUAGAUGAAUAUAAAGAAGAAGUGGAAACAUUAAAAGUUACAUUAGAUGAAAAAAAAAAACAAUUUGAUAAAGAUAUAAAUUAUGCAAAUAUCAAAGCUCAUGAAAAGGAGCAAAUAUUAUUAACACAAAUGGAAGAUUUAAAAUGUCAGAGUGAUACAAAGUAUUUAGAUUUAUAUGGGAAAUAUAUUAAACUAAUAAAAAGUAUUUGUAUGAUAAUUAACAUUGAAUGUUGUGAUGAAAUAGAAAAUGAAGAUAUUAUAAGAAAAAUUGAAGAAUAUAUAAAUAAUAACAAAGGAUCGAAAAAAGAAGUAGAAGAAAAAGAACAUAAAAGACACUCUUCCUUUAAUAUUUUAAAAAGUAAAGAAAAGUUUUUUAGAAAUAGUAUAGAAGAUAAAAGCAAUGAAUUAAAAAAAAAAUAUGAAAAAGAUUUAUUAUCAAAAGAUAAUAAAAUUGAAGAAAAGAAUAAAAAAAUAAAAGAACUGAAUAAUGAAAUUAAAAAGUUACAAGAUGAAAUAGUAGUACAUAAAAAACAAAGUAGUGUACAAGUAGAUCCAAAAAAGAAAAGUUGGAUUCUUAUUAAAGAUAAAUCUAAAGAGAAAUUAAAAGAUAAAGAAAACCAAAUAAAUGUGGAAAAAAUUGAUGAAAAGGAUUUAAAAAAAAAAGAUGAUGAAAUAAGAAUAUUAAAUGAAGAACUUGUACAAUAUAAAACAAUUUUAUAUCAUUUAAAAAAAGAUCCGUUAUUAAGAAAUUACAAUUUAUUAUCAAAAAUUGAUAUAAAUUCUUUAAUAACAAAUGAAGAAAUUUGUCUAGAUAAUAUAGAAGAAAAUGUUUUAGAUUAUGAUGAAGAAAUAAAUAAAAGCAAAUAUAAAUUAAUUGAACUAAAAAAUGAAAUAUGUUCUUUAACUACUGAGCUUAUGGAACUUAAUAAUAAGAAAAAUGAAUUGAUUGAAGAAAAUAAUAAAUUAAAUUUAGUAGAUCAAGGGAAAAAGAAAUUGAAAAAAGAUGUAGAAAAACAAAAAAAAGAAAUAGAAAAAUUAAAUAAACAAUUAACAAAAUGUAAUAAACAAAUAGAUGAAUUAAAUGAAGAAGUGGAAAAAUUAAGUAAUGAAAAUAUUGAAUUAAUUACAUAUUCAAAUGAUUUAAAUAACAAAUUUGAUAUGAAAGAAAAUAAUCUUAUGAUGAAAUUAGAUGAAAAUGAAGAUAACAUAAAGAAAAUGAAAAGUAAAAUUGGUGAUAUGGAAAAAGAAAUAAAAUAUAGAGAAGAUGAGAAAAAAAAAAAUUUAAAUGAAAUUAAUAAUUUAAAGAAAAAAAAUGAAGAUAUGUCUAUUAAAUAUAAUGAAAUGCAUAUUAAGUAUGGAGAUAUUUGUGUAAAAUAUGAAGAAAUGUCUCUUACAUAUAAAGAAACAUCUCUUAAAUAUGAGCAAAUUAAAGUGCAAUAUGAAGAAAUUAAAAUUAAGUACGAACAAAUAAAUGUUAAAUAUGAAGAAAUUAAUGUUAAAUAUGAUGAGAAAUGUUCUCAAUAUGAUGAGAUAUAUUCUCAGUAUGAUGAAAUAAAUAAGAAAUAUGGUCCUUUAUUAAAAAUAAAUGUUACUAAUAAAAUUGUUGAUUCAAAUUUGGAUAGAAAUGAUAAAGAAAUAAUUUUAGAAGAUAAUAAAAUAGAAGGAAUUACGAAUUAUUUAAAACAAAUAUUUGAAUUAAAUGAAGAGAUCAUACGAUUAAAAGGAGAAAUAAAUAAAAUUAGCUUAUUAUAUAGUAAUGAAUUAAAUGAGAAAAAUAGUUAUGAUAUAAACAUGAAACAUGUGCAAGAACAAUUAAUUUUUUUGGAAAAGACAAAUAAAGAAAAUGAAGAGAAAAUAAUUUAUUUGACUAGUCAAUAUACUGAAGCAUAUAAAAAUAAGAGUGAUGGAUCAAAAUUAGAUGCUAUACAAUCUGUUGGUAAUGUUAAUAUAUAUGGAAAUAUAUCCAAUAAUAAUAUGAGUGCCGAAGAAAAUAUCAGAACAAAUGAGGAUAAAUGUGGAGAGAUGUUUGUUAAGAAUAUAGAAGAGAAGAAUGGCAUUCAUUUAUCAAAGUAUAUUAAUCUAUUAGAAGAAAAUAAAUUUCGAUGUAUGAAAAUAAUUUAUGAAAAUGAAAAUAUAAAAAGUAGUAAUAAAAUAAUUGGAUUAUAUAAUUAUUCAAGGUAUUAUGGUUUAAGAGAAGAUUUAUGUAAAGAAGAAAUCGUUUCUUCAAAAAUAGAAAAUAUAUCUAAUAAAAAUAAAAAAGAAAACAAUAAUAGUGAUAAAAACAAUUGUGAUGGUUAUGGUUAUGGUGAUGAUGAGAAGGUUACAAUGGUUUUAUGUAUUAUAUUAAAUGAAAUAAUGAAAUUUUUAUUUUUAAAUGAUGAAUAUGUAUUAUUAUUUGAAAAGAUUCAUAAAAAUGUUUGGAAACGAAUGUAUAUCCCAGAAGAAAUAAAAUUCUUUAUUUUAAAAUAUAUUACUCUGUUAAAUAAAUUGAGAGAUUAUAUAAUAAGUGUACAUAAUAAUAUGAGAAAUGAAAAAUAUGAUGAAUGUUGGUUUUUAUUUCAACAUUAUUUUGAAAGAUCGAGUGAUGUUAGAAAAGAGAUGGUUCAUUUCUUAUUAGAAAGAAGGAGUCAAGAAAAUUUAAUAUCUUUUAAAAGUAAAUUAAAAAGUAAAAAAGAAAAAAUAUUAACAAUGGACAUAUUGCAUUUUAGUAAAGAACAUAUGCAAUUAAAAACCAUAGCUGAUCUAAGAAAAGAAAUAAAUUAUGAAAAAAAUUCUAAAGAUACAUUAAAUAGAGAUUAUAAUUUAUUAUUAUAUAAAUAUCAAGAAUGUGUAAGUAAAUUAAAGAGGGUAAAAAAUUUAAUGAAAGAAAUAAAUCAAAAUGUAUUUAUAGAAAAAUAUGAUGAUAUAAGUAAAGAAUUAGAUAAUUUUUCAGAUGGAUAUAAUGAACAAAAUGAACAAUAUGAAAAAAAUGAACAAUAUGAACAAUAUUUAAUGGAUCCUAUUUUAUUAGAUAAUAAUAAAAAUAAAAAUAAGAAAUUAAUGACUGAACAUAAUACUAUAAUUAAUAGGUUAACUACUUUUACACAAAAUAGAGAUUCAAAAUAUCAAAAUAAAAUAACUGAUGAUGUAAAACAAAGAAGAAUAAAUAAUAUAAUGAAUAAUACAAAUAAAAAUAGUAUUAAUAUUAUUUAUAAUCAUUAUGAAAAUUUAAAUAAACCUAAAUAUAAUGAUAAUAUAAAUAGAUUAAAUUCAUAUCAUCAAAAUAUGCAUAUUGCCAAUUCAAUUCAUCAUAAUAGAAAUAUAAAUAAAAGUUUUCUUACUAAUCAGGCAAAUAAUACAUAUAGUGUUAUGAAAAAUUAUAUAAAUACAGAUAGACCAAAUUUAAAUGCAAAAAAUAAUGUACGUAAUAUUUUUAAUGAAAUUGUAGAUGAAAAUGUAAAUAAAACGUUUGUUCAUAAAAGUUUAUUUUUUUAA
This is a messenger RNA of Plasmodium adleri (nom. inval.), 6177 nucleotides long. Its product is annotated as repetitive organellar protein, putative. NCBI's taxonomy places the organism in Eukaryota, Apicomplexa, Aconoidasida, Haemosporida, Plasmodiidae. Bases 1 to 6177 code for a protein of 2058 amino acids. The transcript has a single exon. The record is from RefSeq and is a predicted model, not a curated record.